AGGGGCGGUCUGCGCAGGCGCAGUGUCACCGGGCCAAAAUGGCUGCGCGGUGUUCCCCACGCUGGUUUAGGGUGGCGGUGGGGACCCCCCGGCUGCCGGCUGCAGCGGGGAGAGGGGUCCAGCAGCCCCAGGGGGGCGUAGUGGCAGCAUCCCUGUGUCGCAAGCUGUGUGUCUCUGCCUUCGGGCUUUCCAUGGGCGCUCACGGCCCCCGGGCGCUGCUGACAUUGAGACCGGUUGUCAGCCUCACAGGAACAAAAAGUUUCCCUUUUGUUUGUACUGCUUCCUUCCACACAAGUGCUUCUUUGGCCAAAGAUGAUUAUUACCAGAUACUGGGAGUACCCCGAAAUGCCAGCCAGAAGGAUAUCAAGAAAGCCUAUUAUCAGCUUGCCAAGAAAUAUCAUCCAGACACAAAUAAGGAUGAUCCCAAAGCCAAGGAGAAGUUUUCCCAGCUGGCAGAAGCUUAUGAGGUGUUGAGUGACGAGGUGAAGAGGAAGCAGUAUGAUGCUUACGGCUCCGCUGGCUUUGACCCUGGGGCCAGCAGCUCUGGGCAGGGCUACUGGAGAGGAGGUCCCUCUGUUGACCCCGAGGAGCUAUUCAGGAAGAUCUUUGGAGAGUUCUCAUCUUCUCCUUUUGGUGAUUUCCAGAAUGUGUUUGAUCAGCCUCAGGAGUACAUCAUGGAGUUGACAUUCAAUCAAGCCGCCAAGGGUGUUAACAAAGAGUUCACCGUGAACAUCAUGGACACCUGUGAGCGCUGCGAUGGCAAGGGGAACGAGCCUGGAACCAAAGUGCAGCAUUGUCACUACUGCAGCGGCUCAGGCAUGGAAACCAUCAAUACAGGGCCUUUUGUGAUGCGUUCCACGUGUCGGAGAUGUGGUGGACGGGGCUCCAUCAUCACAAACCCUUGUGUGGUCUGCAGAGGAGCAGGACAAGCCAAGCAGAAGAAGCGAGUGACAAUCCCUGUGCCUGCAGGAGUUGAAGAUGGCCAGACUGUAAGGAUGCCUGUGGGAAAACGAGAAAUUUUUGUCACAUUCAGGGUGCAGAAGAGCCCUAUGUUCCGGAGGGACGGCGCAGACAUCCACUCCGACCUCUUUAUUUCAAUAGCUCAAGCUAUUCUGGGGGGUACAGCCAAAGCGCAGGGCCUGUAUGAGACAAUCAAUGUGACGAUCCCUGCUGGGAUUCAGACAGACCAGAAGAUUCGCUUGACUGGGAAAGGCAUCCCCCGUAUUAAUAGCUAUGGCUAUGGUGACCACUACAUUCACAUUAAGAUCAGAGUUCCAAAGAGGCUAACCAGUAGGCAGCAGAACCUGAUCCUGAGCUAUGCCGAGGAUGAGACCGAUGUGGAGGGGACAGUGAAUGGAGUCACCCACACAAGCACUGGAAAACGGUCAACUGGAAACUAGAUGGAGCAGCAGCCCCUCUCCGUGGCCAGGGCAUCAGACACGGGAGGAUCCCAGAACAGCAGCACUGAGCCCCUGCUUACAGAUCCCUCUGAACCGCCCAGCAACAGCAAGCCUAUGUGACGACUUCUCUGCAUAAAAGGUUAUGGUGUCCUAGGCAGUGACGCACAGCCCUCAGGCUGGACACCGAGACAGGUGGGAAGUGCCUGUCCACUGGUAGGUGACUGCUGCUUCUGGUUUAAGCAGGAAAACACUUGGACUCUUCUUGCAGCACUAAGAUAAUCUGGAAUCGCAUGUCGUAGAGAGUUGAAAGAAUUAAAGACCCGUGCUUACAGCUUAAAAUGAAGCUUUAAGCUGCACAGUGUUGUGAAGUGAUUAAUUUCCCUCUCAGCAAACCUCAUGGAAGUUCUGAAAUAUGUCCGUCCUGACAGGGGUCUUCUCUAGGACUAGGGCAGCACAUCCUAACAGCGCCAUCUCCCUGUACAGAGUGUAGAGUGUGGUGUCUGUCACUCCCCUUGAAGCUUUUUUUUUUUUUUUUGACGGUAGCAAGCAGCUGGAAAGUGGGAUCUAGGGCCCUGGGAGGCACACUUGUGGGACGCCUCGCAGCAGCAAGUUCCACUCCACCUCAGAUGGCAGCUUGCCUGGUAGUGCACUUAGAGUGUUCUAGUCUGGUGUGUGUGGAUGUUUCCUGCCCUGUUGGACCAAAGUUACCAUGGUCAUGUGGGACAGCCUUCAGCCUCUGGGGACCCAGAACUUUCCAGCCAGGGCUUGGUUCUCCAUUUCCACUGCUGACAUUUGAUUUCCAGUGUAUUUCAAUUACUCAGUGGUAAGGUCCAUUGUCUUUUCCUGUGUAAAUGUUAAACGACAGCAUCAUUGGUGAAGGCCCUCCACGGCGCAGAGCAGCUUCGUUUCCAGCCUCUGCUGGUGGCACAUCGGAGUUUCUGUGUGCUAACGGUCCUCUGGAGCUAGUGUAAGACAGGCUAAUGAAGAACACUUUCUCUGUAGUUUCUUUCUUUCAUUUAUAAUUUACAAAAGUAAAGCAUUUAUUAGUGUCUGAUUUAAGAAUGUAAAGUGAUUCUGUAUCAAUGUAAAUAAGAUGAUCUACUACAAAAGAUAUUUAAAA
Molecule: messenger RNA, 2520 nt
Organism: Rattus rattus (black rat)
Lineage: Eukaryota; Metazoa; Chordata; Mammalia; Rodentia; Muridae
Gene: Dnaja3
Product: DnaJ heat shock protein family (Hsp40) member A3
Exons: 11
Coding region: 39-1400 (453 amino acids)
Biological process (GO): response to heat; mitochondrion organization; negative regulation of apoptotic process
Cellular component (GO): mitochondrion
Molecular function (GO): protein kinase binding; ATP binding; heat shock protein binding
Source: RefSeq, a predicted model, not a curated record